AUGCCUCGCCCGGGGAGGAACACGUACAGCGACCAGAAGCCUCCGUACUCGUACAUCUCCCUGACGGCCAUGGCCAUCCAGAGCUGCCCGGAGAAGAUGCUCCCUCUCAGUGAGAUCUAUAAGUUCAUCAUGGACCGGUUCCCGUACUACCGGGAGAACACGCAGAGGUGGCAGAACUCUCUGCGCCACAACCUCUCCUUCAACGACUGCUUCAUUAAAAUCCCCCGCAGACCCGACCAGCCCGGGAAGGGCAGCUUCUGGGCGCUGCACCCCAGCUGUGGAGACAUGUUCGAGAACGGGAGUUUUCUCCGGCGCAGGAAGCGCUUUAAGGUGGGCAGCAUGCAGGCCGCGGACCCUCUGGCGCCCAGCAAGCCUCAGGACGCCGCUCACUACCUGCAGCAGCAGGCCAAGCUGCGGCUCAGCGCGCUGCACGCCGCCGCGCACCUCCCGCAGAUGCCGGGCGGAUACAACCUGAGCUCCGUGUCCCAGCCGUCCGGAUUCAAACACCCCUUCGCCAUCGAGAACAUCAUCGCCAGAGAGUACAAGAUGCCCGGCGGGCUGGCGGCCUUCUCCACCGCCGGGUACCCGCUCCACAACCAGCUGAGCCCGGCCUGGCCGCACAUGUACGGCUCCGGGAUGAUGGACACCGCGGCGCCCAUCUCCAUGGCAACCAGCGACUACUCGGCCUACGGCAUGCCGCUUAAAUCUCUGUGUCACAGCGGACAGACUCUGCCCGCCAUCCCCGUGCCCAUCAAACCCACCCCCACCUCCAUGGCGGGCCUGCCGGGGCUGCCCACCCACAUCCCGGCUUUCCUCGCGAACUCUCCCCAGUCUCUGAGCCCCACGUCCCCGCAGAGCAGCCCGGCAGCGCCCGGGGAGGCGCUCUCCUCCACGGCCUCCGCGCUGCAGCCCGCGGUGACGGUGCACUGA
Messenger RNA from Cheilinus undulatus (humphead wrasse), 930 nucleotides. Its product is annotated as forkhead box protein B1-like. The record is from RefSeq and is a predicted model, not a curated record. The transcript has a single exon. The coding region runs from base 1 to 930 and encodes 309 amino acids. Lineage: Eukaryota; Metazoa; Chordata; Actinopteri; Labriformes; Labridae. Gene Ontology annotation, biological process: cell differentiation; regulation of transcription by RNA polymerase II; anatomical structure morphogenesis. Gene Ontology annotation, molecular function: DNA-binding transcription factor activity, RNA polymerase II-specific; RNA polymerase II cis-regulatory region sequence-specific DNA binding.